GCCUCGGAUGUCUAUUUGCCUUCAGCAACUGGCAAUGGACAAUUAAGGGCUGCUUCUCAAAGAGACGUGGUACAGUUGCAUAGGGCAAUGAUUGACCUGUGUCGUAUAUUCGAGAAAGUCCUCCUUUCAUUUUGGUCUCCAAAGCCGCUCCUACAACCCAAACAACGUUUUGCAUUUUUUGAUUCCUGUGUGCUUGAACUCAAGACAUGGUACUACGAUCUUGCUCCAGAGCUUAAGGUUGACCGUCCAUCUGGUCCCUCUCGAUUUCCUCACGCCUAUACUUUAUGCAUGGUAUACCAUACUGUGUGCAUUCUACUUAGCGUGCCAUUUCUGAGUAAUCAGUCUGCCAGUCAAGAUGUCGGCAACUACACUGACCCACAGACACAACAGAACAGCAACAACAAUGAUCCGGAGUCUGCCUGUAGACAGAAAAUUACGACAAUAUGCAGCAACUCAGCCCGAGGAAUGUGCAUUGUGGCCCAGAAAUAUAGACAGACAUUUGGCAGCUUCAAGCUGAGCCCUAUAACAGCCACAUACUGCAUGCUAUCAGCGGCAUCGCUCAUCAUAGAAAAAUGCUGCGUUGAUUACGCCAUGGGAUCUGGUACAGGCAACCAGGCCUCACGAGGCCCGUCACCACAGGCAGCUGUGGGGCUCUGCCUUCAGGUUCUGCGGGAACUCUCAACGUCCUGGGAUAUUGCAAAGCGCAUCGGACGGAAUCUUGAGAAAUUAUAUUGCGAACGACUGAACUGUGAUAUUGAUCAUAUGCCGCCUGCCCCUCCAUUGGAAUGCAAUGGCAUUUGCACAACUGCAUAUCAACCGGCAGACGUGGAUCUCUAUGUAGGGCCCCUGGCCCCGACUGAGCCAUCCCAAGGUCUGCCCAACCCCAAAGACUUGCAUGUUCAAGAUACCCGUUUGGCCCCUCCAGUUCCAAAUUCUAAUUGGUUUGAUGUUCCUCCUUCGAGUAACGCGAGUCAUCACCAUAACAAUAAUGGCGUGAUUGGACUUGCGGCAGCCCCUAACCCCGAUGAGCUGUUUAUCAACAACCUAGGCUUUGCAUUCUCGGCCAAUUGUCUACCCAGUGAUUACAACAUGUUUGAUACAUUGAAUCAAAUGUAUUUAGAAGAUAUAUGGUGA
Molecule: messenger RNA, 1134 nt
Organism: Penicillium verrucosum
Lineage: Eukaryota; Fungi; Ascomycota; Eurotiomycetes; Eurotiales; Aspergillaceae
Product: fungal specific transcription factor domain-containing protein
Exons: 2
Source: RefSeq, a predicted model, not a curated record